UGAAGGUCUUGACCAGCGACACGACUCUUCCCCAGUGGACGUACCAUUGUUCAUCAUGGAAAAUCCUCUCAAGUUAUGCAUGGAGUCACGUUUUGUCGUCUGCAGGAUUGUUGCUCUCCUGCUGAUCAUAGCAGCGUGCACCAAUGCACAAUGCCCUUUUCCCUGUUCCUGUACUGGAGUGACAGUGGACUGCUGGAAGAAAGGUUUCACGUCUGCACCAACUAGCUACCCGCCGAACACAGAAAUUUUGGAUUUGUCUCUGAAUAGCAUCAGCAACUUGCAAGGCACUGAGUUUGAUGGUUUGAGGAAUAUGUUAUCUCUAAAACUUCAAGGCAACUCAAUUUCCAGCCUGCCUGUAGGCAUUUUCAAAGACCUAGCAAGAAUGGAAACUCUAGGAUUGCACAUUAACAGGUUGCCGUCCCUGGCAAACAAUCCGUUCGCUGGUUUGAGAAACCUGAAAACCUUGUAAGACUGACAUCAUGGAGCAGAUGAGUGCUUUAGAUGUCCUAAUUAAACAGUAU
This is a messenger RNA of Sycon ciliatum, 521 nucleotides long. Its product is annotated as slit homolog 2 protein-like. Gene Ontology annotation, cellular component: extracellular matrix. Gene Ontology annotation, molecular function: protein binding. Lineage: Eukaryota; Metazoa; Porifera; Calcarea; Leucosolenida; Sycettidae. The record is from RefSeq and is a predicted model, not a curated record. The coding region runs from base 56 to 469 and encodes 137 amino acids. The transcript has 5 exons.